AUGGCAGCCUCGUGCAGGGAGCUGGCCGGGGCCGGCCUAGCGCGGCCGGCGACCUCGAGUUCGCAGCCCGGCCGGAGCCGGAACGACCUCUGCUUCGCGCCGCUGCGGCAAGAAGGGCGGGGGCAUCAGGGGAGGAGCAGGAGGAGGGGGGUGAAGGUGGUGGCGGCCGUGAGCGAGGAGCUGCCGAGGCUGGCGUCGGCCGGGAAGGGCGCGGGGGCGGCGGCGAGGCCGCCGCAGGGGAAGGUGGCGCUGCGGGCGGCGGUGACGGUGCGGCGGAAGCAGAAGGAGGACCUCAAGGAGGCGGUGGCGGGCCACCUGGACGCGCUCUGGGACAUGGUCGGCCGGGGCGUCCUGCUCGAGCUCGUCAGCACCAAGAUCGAUCCCAGGACGAGCAAGGCGGUGCGGAGCGGCGGGGCGUCGAUCAAGGACUGGUGCGCGAAGCGGGGCGCCAGGGGGGAGCACGUGGUGUACACGGCGGAGUUCACGGUGGACGCCGGCUUCGGCGAGCCGGGCGCCGUCGUCGUGGCCAACCGGCACCACCGCGAGUUCUUCCUCGAGAGCGUCGUCGUGGAGGGCGCGCUGCCCUGCGGCACCGUCUACUUCGACUGCAACUCCUGGGUGCAGACCACCGGGGAGCUGCCCGGCGACGGCAACAGGGUCUUCUUCAGCAACAAGCCGUAUUUACCGUCUCAAACACCUCCCGGGCUUAGAGAAAUAAGGGAGAAGGUGCUGACAGAUCUACGAGGAGAUGGCACCGGGGUUCGAAAGAUAUCUGACCAAAUAUAUGAUUAUGCAAUGUACAACGAUCUGGGGAAUCCAGAUAGGGGGAAAGAGUUCAUCAGACCCAUCCUUGGAGGCGACAAGAUCCCUUACCCACGUCGAUGUCGGACCGGUCGUCCACCAACUGAUACUAACAUGCUAUCCGAGAGCAGAGUGGAGAAGCCGCAUCGAAUAUAUGUACCUCGAGAUGAGACAUUUGAGGAGCUGAAACAGGGAGCCUUCAUAUCAGGGAGGCUCCGAGCAGUACUUCACACCCUAAUCCCGUCGCUGAUUGCAUCAAUCUCAGCUGAAACCCACAACUUCCAAGGCUUCCACCACGUUGACAACCUCUACAAGGAGGGUCUCAGGCUCAAGCUAGGCCUCCAGGAGCACCUGUUUCAGAAGAUACCAUUUGUCCAAAAGAUUCAGGAGUCGAGCGAAGGGAUGCUUCGCUAUGACACACCUAGCAUCCUUUCCAAGGACAAGUUUGCAUGGCUCCGUGAUGAUGAGUUUGCGCGGCAAGCUGUUGCAGGAAUAAACCCAGUUAGCAUCGAGAGGCUCACGGUUUUUCCACCAGUGAGCAAGCUGGAUCCUGCAACCUACGGUCCACCUGAAUCAUCAAUUACCGAACAGCACAUUGCUGGUCAGCUUAACGGACUGACAGUACAAGAGGCAAUAGACAAGGAGAAGCUCUUCAUUGUAGACCACCAUGAUGUGUACAUGCCAUUCUUGGACCGGAUCAACGCGAUCGAGGGGCGGAAAGCAUACGCAACCAGGGCAAUCUUCUUCCUGACUCAAGGUGGCACAUUGAAACCGGUCGCGAUUGAGCUUUCUCUUCCUCCAGCCCAGUCAGGGGAGCCUCAGCCAAGCAAGGUCCUUACCCCUGCUUGUGAUGCUACAUCCAACUGGAUCUGGAUGCUUGGCAAGGCACAUGUCAGCUCUAAUGACGCCGGUGUUCAUCAGCUUGUUAAUCACUGGUUGAGGACGCAUGCUAUAAUGGAGCCAUUCAUCCUGGCUGCGCACCGGCGUAUGAGCGCGAUGCACCCCAUCUUCAAGCUCCUACACCCUCACAUGAGGUACACGCUGGAGAUCAAUGCGCUUGCGCGGCAGAGCCUGAUCAACGCCGAAGGGGUCAUCGAGUCCUGCUUCACACCCGGCCCUGUCUCCGGCGAGAUCAGCUCCGCCUACUACCGCAACCACUGGCGCUUCGACCUCGAGGGCCUCCCCGCCGACCUUCUCCGCAGGGGAGUGGCUGUGGAGGACGCCACACAGCCUCACGGCAUCAGGCUUCUCAUCGAGGAUUACCCUUAUGCAAACGACGGGCUUCUGCUGUGGUCUGCCAUUGGCAACUGGGUGGAGUCCUACGUGCAGCUCUACUACCCGGACGCCGGCACCGUCCAGUCCGACGACGAGCUCCAGGAGUGGUACCACGAGUCGAUCCACGUCGGCCACGCCGACCUCCGGGACGCGCCGUGGUGGCCGCCGCUGUCCACGCCGCGUGACCUCGCCAACAUCCUGACCACGCUUGUCUGGCUCGCGUCGGCGCAGCACGCUGCGCUCAACUUCGGGCAGUACCCGCUGGGCGGCUACGUCCCGAACCGGCCGCCGCUGAUGCGGCGGCUGCUGCCGGACCCGGAGCGCGACGCGGCGGAGUACGCCAUGUUCCUGGCGGACCCGCACCGGUUCUUCCUCAACGCGAUGCCCGGGGUGCUGGAGGCGACCAAGUUCAUGGCGGUGGUGGACACGCUGUCGACGCACUCCCCCGACGAGGAGUACCUGGGCGAGAGCCUGGACGAGGGCGCGGCGCCGUGGACGGGCGACGAGGAGGCCCUGGCGGCGCACGGCAUGUUCGCGGCCGACGUGCGCCGCGCCGAGGAGACCAUCGAGAGGCGCAACGCCGACCACGGCAGGCGGAACCGGUGCGGCGCCGGGGUGCUGCCGUACGAGCUGCUGGCCCCCAGCUCGCCGCCGGGGGUCACCUGCCGCGGCGUGCCCAACAGCAUCUCCAUAUGA
Messenger RNA from Triticum turgidum subsp. durum (durum wheat), 2772 nucleotides. The record is from the annotation of a GenBank genome assembly. NCBI's taxonomy places the organism in Eukaryota, Viridiplantae, Streptophyta, Magnoliopsida, Poales, Poaceae.